Messenger RNA from Cuscuta campestris, 1077 nucleotides. The record is from the annotation of a GenBank genome assembly. NCBI's taxonomy places the organism in Eukaryota, Viridiplantae, Streptophyta, Magnoliopsida, Solanales, Convolvulaceae.
AUACAUGUAUUGUUUUACAAUGUAGGAUACUACCCAGUAUAUCUGUAAGUGAUGUAAGUGGAGAACAGCCUGAACAGGCUUAAAGAUGUCAGAAAAACUAUCCAGUGCUGUGAGUCAAUCUUGAUAGUAAUGCAGAUAUUGCCUAUAAAGUCACUCUCUUGUAAAAUGGUUAGCAAAAGGUCUGCAUUAUCAUUGGAAAGUUUCCUAAGGGACCAUUUUUUAACAGGUUCACCUGUUAUAAUCAAAGAUUCAAUGGAUCACUGGCCAGCAAAAAGCAAGUGGAGCGAUUUGAGCUACUUACGUAGCAUUGCCGGAUUUCGUACUGUUCCAGUUGAGGUAGGAAAGAACUAUUUGUGCUCAGAUUGGAAACAAGAGCUGAUCACAUUCUCUGAGUUUCUAGAGAGGAUUCAGAGCAAUGGUUAUGCUUUCGCUGAAACUACAUACCUAGCUCAGCACCAGUUAUUUGAUCAGAUCCAAGAGCUAAAGCAGGACAUUCUUAUCCCUGAUUACUGUUUUGCUGGAGGUGGGGAAAUCAGAUCGCUUAAUGCUUGGUUUGGCCCGGCUGGUACAGUGACACCGUUGCAUCAUGACCCUCAUCAUAAUAUACUUGCUCAGGUGGUUGGCAAAAAGUAUAUUAGGCUUUACCCUGCCACACUCUCAGAAGAGCUUUACCCACACACCGAGAAAAUGCUAUGCAAUUCCAGCCAGGUGGAUCUCGACAACAUGGAUGAAAGACAAUUCCCAAAGAUGGCAGAGCUCGAGUUCCAAGAUUGCAUCUUAGAGGAAGGGGAGAUGCUAUACAUACCCCCGAGAUGGUGGCACUACGUUCGCUCUCUCACCACAAGCUUCUCGGUCAGUUUUUGGUGGAGCAAUACCGACAACGGUUCAUGAGGUUCACACUUAUUCUUCUUCUCAAUUCUUUUGUGUCAUAACUUAUAGCUCUUCUUUUGUGCAACACAAAACAAGUUAAUGUGGGAUUUCAAUUGUACCAUCAUCCCUCUUGCAAUUCUUCCCUUUGGUUCUUCCUUUUCUUCUUCUUGAUUGGAAACAUGGGAAUUAUGGCUAAAAUCUAAUUUG